AUGAAGGCCCUCCUUGUAUUGACCAUUGUCUGUCUCACUCUUCUAUCACUUGGUCCGGUUGUGGAAGCCUAUUGUUUCUUCGGCGAGUGCAUCGAUGUCACUUAUCAAGGUUGUAGUGGCUUGGUGACUCGUGGCUCGUGUGGCGGUGGAAGAAAUAUUCAAUGCUGCCAUUUUCCUCGUAGCGGUAUCUUCAAGAGAAGCAUCCAGACGACUGGGAAU
This is a messenger RNA of Mesorhabditis belari, 219 nucleotides long. The record is from the annotation of a GenBank genome assembly. Lineage: Eukaryota; Metazoa; Nematoda; Chromadorea; Rhabditida; Rhabditidae.